AUGUUCAAGCGUGAUCGAGCGCGCGUCAUCCUGCUCUGCCACGCGCUGCUGGAUGUCCGCGCUCCCCCCAUGACCACGCAAGGAGGCAGGGAGCAGCAGCAGGGGGGCGACAUGGAGCAGAGGGGCAGCAGCAGCCGUGCCUUCUCACCCUCGCCUCGCCACAGUCUGCAGGUAAGCCUCCCUAGGUGGCAGCGGUGGGAGGGAAGGGGAGCAGCACUCCACUCGGCUAGGGUGGGAAGGGAGAGUAUUGGGAUUGGGUCGUCUGAAAUAAGGCCAGCGCAAGCCAGGAGGACGGAAGCAGGCGAGCAGCAGGCGACGGGAGCACCAGGGCGGGCAGCAGGAGCGCGGGCAGCGGGGCAGCAGCGCCGGCCUCAUCAACGGUUGAGGUUGCAGUAUCGCCCCUGCCACCACACUCCACUCGAGCCCACUCCCCCUCAGGUUCAGGUGGCGGGGAGGGGUGUGGGGUCAACACCGACGCUCCCUCACGCCCCUCCCCUGUGGCCGUGCAGGGAGGAGGCACCUGGAGGAGGGCUGCUGCGGAGGGAGGCAGCUGGUGGUGCUGCAGCUGUCUUGAGCUCUCCCUCACGCUAUCAGCUAAGUGCAGGUUCCCUUGGCGUCUGUGCCGUGUGGCCUGGCCUCAACCAGUGGCCCUCCCUUUCUCUUCCACAUUUGGCAGUGGAGAUGAGGGGCGCUGGGGUCAACACCGACGCUUCCCCACGCCCCUCCCCUGUGGCCGUGCAGGGACUCGUGGGGACGGGAGGGAGGCAGCACUGCAGCAUGGCAAUCCCACUGCAGCAAGGGAGAGUAUCGGGAUGGGCUUGGCCUCUCAAGGCCUGCACUCACUCCCCACUUGACCUUCCCUUCCGUUCUCUCCCCGUCCAGUGGCUCCUCCUCCCUUCCCUUGCGUUGGAUUUCAAGUCACAGUUUCCCAUUCAACUUGCUCCCACCACCGCGCUCAAACUAGCUCUGUGUGUGCGCGUUGCAGGUGGGGGGGAGGGGUGUGGGGUCAACACCGACGCUCCCUCACGCCCCUCCCGAGUGGCCGUGCAGGGAGGGGGGCAGCACUCCACUCGGCUGGGAUGGAAUGGGAGAGUAUCGGGGUCGUCUUGA
Molecule: messenger RNA, 1110 nt
Organism: Closterium sp. NIES-65
Lineage: Eukaryota; Viridiplantae; Streptophyta; Zygnematophyceae; Desmidiales; Closteriaceae
Source: the annotation of a GenBank genome assembly